GUCGCGGCUGUUACCCUUCAGUGUGCGUUUGCACGUUGAUCACGACGGUACACAAAGCGGACAGAGUGUUAAAUAGAGAGCCUUCGAUGCGAUUUGUUUGAUCUUGCACCAGUGAAUAAAUUUAUCCCGAAAAUUCAGGAAAUUAAGUGUGUGGCAACAACCAUAAAGAUAACUCAAGUUGUUGUUAUUCUUAAUACAUUUACGUUGACAGCAAUAAGUGGCAUCAUCUCAAGUUGCCCCUGUCUGAAUUAAGUACGAGUAAGAAGCCGCUACGAGGCUGUUGAAAGUCCAAGUGGCAUAGAGAAAACAACGGAAACGUUGAACGUGCAACGUCCUUCACAAAGAGCGGACGCAGGCACAAAUCAGAUCGAAGUGAAGACGACUCUGGCGAUGAAUUGGACGCGCGUGUUGCUAGUUGGUCUGGCCGCAAUGGGGCUGGCGAUUGUGGAGGUUGCAUCACUCUCACUGGAUCCAGUUGCCUCUGCUGAGCUGGAGCAGUACAUCAGGAAAGGCGAUGUCGUCAUAUCCACGCGACACAUAAGACCGCGUCGCAAGUUGCACAUUUCGAUUGAGGCUCUGUUCAUGAUUGACUUUCCCAUGCUGAAGCAUAAGAUGUCCUUCUUCCUGGAUCGCAAACAGCAACGCGUUACACUUGACAUAAGCGCCAAUGGAGCGACAGAGUCACGCAACUUUGAUAUACCCAAUAUCAAUGAGACGAGCACCAUACGAUCUCUGGCACUGCAGUUCUCCAAGAAUCGAAUCACACUCUUUGUGGACUGCAAGGCGAGCACUUUCCACGACAUUGACAUGGGUCUGGCCAAGCUCUAUACUCAAAUGGAUGAUCCAGUUAUCAAGUUGUUCAGGGAACGUAAAUAUCCCCUGCACUUUGAUGCAGACAUGGAACACUCUUUGCAGCGUGCCAAUUGUCAGAAGGGUUUGCAUCGUCGAGGAAAUCGACGCAUGCUGCGAAACAAGAUCAGCGAGCGUGAGAAGAACAAGAAGCGAGAUGUGCGCAGCAAUUAUUACCAUGAGCCAACUUUAGCCCGUGACGGCGUCGAUCAGCGACAACAUGAAAUACCUACAGAUGUGGAACGCGGCGAUAUACCCAUCAUGCAUGGAGAUUGUGAAGACGCCCUCGCGAGAUCGUUGAGUGAUCUUUUGGCAUUGGUUAAGCUGCUGCGGGAAGACGUCGCCCACCAGCGCCAGGAGAUUGCCUACUUGCGCAUGCUGUUGGAGAACUGUGCGGGCUGCAAGGAGCCAAGUGGCGAUAAUAACAUACGACUCGAGCCCAACUGUCGCACUGCGAAUCCUUGUUAUCCUGGGGUUGAUUGCCACGAUAGCGCCUCGGGACCCAGGUGCGGCCGUUGUCCUGUCGGCCUCAUUGGCGAUGGUAAACUCUGCAAACCGGGCGUCAGCUGCGCGGACAGACCCUGCUUUUUAGGCGUUCAGUGUCACGAUACUGUGAAUGGUGCCCAGUGUGACUCCUGUCCGAUUGGCUAUGAAGGUGAUGGACGCACAUGUUCGAUACGUAAUCCUUGUCUGGACUCACCAUGCCCCUCAGGCAACAUUUUAGUGCCCACACAUAACGUGCAACAUUAUCAGAGGCAAAGCCAGUUCUCGGCACGCAAAUACUCGGUUGUAACGAACUGAAUCAGAUCACAGCACCUAUAAUAUAAUUAUAAUUUCUAAAUAUUUAGAGAAAAACAGAGCACAUCAUAAUUCACUUAAUUAAUAGUCAUAAGUCUUAAGCUCUAUGAUUGGCAAAUUGAAUCCAUUCAAAGUAUUAUCGCCCUGUAACAAUAGAACUCCUCAAAUACUUACAACAUAAAAAUAAAAUUCGAAAAAAAUGCUUAAAAAUGUAAAUGCUCUAUUAAUACUAUGUGACCCACGAAUCCAAAUAUCAUCUGAAUGCCCAGAAAGUGGAGUUUAUAAGCGUGUACCGAAAUUGUCCUCUUUCCCACAAUUAUUUCUCUGUAAAAUGUCUAUAAUGAAACGUGAAUAAAAAUUAUACGAUACUUUUUCAAAAAAGAAGAAAAAUAAA
Drosophila innubila is the source of this 2041-nucleotide messenger RNA. RefSeq lists its product as uncharacterized. NCBI's taxonomy places the organism in Eukaryota, Metazoa, Arthropoda, Insecta, Diptera, Drosophilidae. The record is from RefSeq and is a predicted model, not a curated record. The transcript has 11 exons. Bases 391 to 1650 code for a protein of 419 amino acids.